Messenger RNA from Protopolystoma xenopodis, 780 nucleotides. The record is from the annotation of a GenBank genome assembly. Lineage: Eukaryota; Metazoa; Platyhelminthes; Monogenea; Polystomatidea; Polystomatidae.
AUGUUGGCUGAUACCAGCGAAGCUGUGGGCAGUCGGCUCGAAUUGAAGGGCUUGCGUUACCUUCGAGGAGGCCGAGGCCGCUGCCUGGCAACCUGGGUGAACAAAGUCAGCCUAGCCUCACCCUACUUCCACAUCGCUAUCACUCAGAAAGAGGGUGACGAAGAUAUCAAGGACGAUGACCCAGUCCUUGUUGUAGAACUGCAUCAACAUCGGUAUCUUAAUUACUCUAACUGCCAGCUUCAGCGACAUCAGUCAGGCCAUAACCAAUCUGGCCAAGUUUAUCAUCGUGUGAUUCCUCCUCAGCCGCUGGGUCAAAGGCGCGUCAGUGUUACUGUGGCUGGGCUUAACCAGGCAGGACAAAUAAGCGUCAGCCAGGUAGGUGACGACGCUAGCCUCCGUUGUCAGGCUGUACUAUUGGCCACCAGCACACCGUUGCAUGCUGACACUCCGGGCAUCCGAUAUGGCUGGGACUGGCGUCGGUUGGAUGGCGACUCCUCGGCAGGAAGUUCUGUUGCUGUCGGGAUCGAGACGCAGGCGGACAGCCUUAACCUACGUGGAGUACAAGCGGCUCCGGGGCAGGGUGGACGUGGGGUCAAAGGUCGUUGUGUGGUACAUGUGAAGGCCAAGUUGGUCGAACCCACUGCCGACGAGGACGAGGAAAUGGCAUUUGCCUCGGAAUAUUUCAGGAUAGAGGUGACCAGAAAGCCCGAGGUUAGAGAAGAAGACCUGCUCUAUCCGAUUCCAGGAACUGAACAAGGUAAGUCUGGUGAAUUGGAUUAA